CUCUCGGGGAACCAAAAUGCUACGAUGGUCCGUUGGAGUGUUUCAAGAAGGUACGAUGUGGAAGCCGCUGAACCAGGAGGAAGAGAUGCAUCAUCCAUUGUUUGAUCCUAUAUUGAAAAAAAGUCAUAAGCAUGCCAAAAAGAAAAUUGCGAAGAUUAUUGAAGCAUUAUUGACGUUAUUGUCUUUCAUCAUCAUCUGCUGUCCAAGAAAAAAAGAUGCAGGAAAUGGCAAAAGAUUCGAGGAGUUACCCAACGAGAUUAUUCUCAAGAUUCUUUCGUACUGUGACUUCACCACAAAGAUGAAUAUGAGAGCUAUAAGCCGUAGAUUUUAUUCUUUGGUCGAAAAAGCUGCCUUCUCGUUGGUUCGUAGGAAUCUCGUAGGUGGAGUCGAAAUCUGGAAAGGAGAGAAGAUAGAAAACACACUUGAAAGUGAUGCCUCAUCUUCGUAUGGACGCUAUCAUGUAACACUUCGUCGCCCGCUCAAGCGUGCUCAUCUCAAGAUGCCUUCAGACCGGCUUACCAACAUCAUGAGACAUGUCUCCGUAUGCCAUUCCCUGAAGUUGUGCGGGCUCCCGCUGGAUGAAGUAAUGGCUGCGGAUAUACUGGAUGCUUCAUUCAGAACGGUGAAUGAUGUUAUAAUUGACCGGGUUCAUGCGGUGACAGCUGAGACCCUCAAAAGGCUCGUUCGUAAAACACAUCCUUCUAAGAGUCUUAUCUUCUGCAAUCACAGCACUUUGCAAGCGUCAGAGGCAAUAGUACCAGAUUUACUCCUUGCCUGCUCGGCCAGUAAUAUAGCUAUCGAACCAAGUGUGACUUUGCUUCAUCGCAAGUUCGACGACGCUGCGCUAGUUCGUCUCGUUAUCUCGGAUCUGGCAAUUCAACGGGCCAUCCGUCUGCCGCUAUGUGCCAUCACUCACAAUGGCAUCAACAAGGCAGCACAGGCGUUCUAUAAGCGGUGCUGUGAGGUAAUGGCUGAACUCACCUCGGAAAUGCGUGCACCUCAGUGGAAAAUCUCGGUCUCGUUCCCGUCAUCUUUGCUGAUUGAUCGAAGCUUGAUAGAAAUUCCUAUAGAAAUGCAAGGAUUAUGCACCGUUUGGGGUUAUCUUCCUAGUUACAAUGACAGCUUUACCGUAGAGGUGCGCGUUGGAGGGAUGAAUCUUCGGAUUAUUGUGGAGCCAGCAUAAGUUGCGAAAAAUUGCAAAGAAUAUUUUGCACUGUUUCAUCUUGCUCCAUUAAUCUUCAUUACUACACUGCGGAAGUAUGUUCAUAUCUUUUGUCCAAGAUUCUAUACUGUGAUUCGGGAGUUCCUGAUCUGUGAUCUAUCUACGAGGUACCGUGGCAGGACUAUACCUGUUACAGUUUGUUUUAUGCUCAGUACUCACCCUGCACCCAUGUAUGAAUACAUCUCAUUCAUAAAGAUUAUAUCUACAAAAUUUGUAAUCCUGUUUGUACUUUA
Messenger RNA from Cylicocyclus nassatus, 1455 nucleotides. NCBI's taxonomy places the organism in Eukaryota, Metazoa, Nematoda, Chromadorea, Rhabditida, Strongylidae. The record is from the annotation of a GenBank genome assembly.